AUGCUGUGGCUGCUGGUCCUGACCCUCCCCUGCCUGGGGGGCUCCAUGCCCAGGAACCCAGAGCCCGGCGCGGGGCGUGAGCUGGUGGGCAUCGUCGGGGGCUGCGACGUCUCGGCCAGGAGGUACCCCUGGCAGGUCAGCUUGAGGUUCUACAGCAGGAAGAAGGGCCUGUGGGAGCACAUCUGCGGGGGCUCCCUCAUCCACCCAGAGUGGGUGCUGACCGCCGCCCACUGCCUCCAGCCGGAGGAGCUGGAGGCCUGUGCGUUCAGGGUGCAGGUCGGGCAGCUGAGGCUCUAUGAGGACGACCAGCCGACGAAGGUGGUUGAGAUCGUCCGUCAUCCCCGGUACAACAAGAGCCUGUCGGCCCAGGGCGGUGCAGACAUCGCCCUGCUGAAGCUGGAGGCCCCAGUGCCGCUGUCUGAGCUCGUCCACCCGGUCUCGCUCCCGCCUGCCUCCCUGGACGUGCCCUCGAGGAAGACCUGCUGGGUGACCGGCUGGGGUGACAUUACGUACAACCAGUCGCUGCCCCCACCCUACCACCUGCAGGAGGUGGACGUCCCCAUCGUGGGGAACAGGGAAUGUGAGCAGCAGUACCAGAAUGAGUCCUCAGGCAGCGACGACAGAGUCAUCCAAGACGACAUGCUCUGUGCUGGGAGUGAGGGCCGGGACUCCUGCCAGAGUGACUCUGGAGGCCCCUUGGUGUGCAGGUGGAACUGCACCUGGGUCCAGGUGGGGGUAGUGAGCUGGGGCAAAUUCUGCGGCCUUCGUGGCUACCCCGGCGUGUACGCCCGCGUGACGAGCUACGUGUCCUGGAUCCGCCAGUACGUCCCUCCGUUCCCCAGACCCUAG
Messenger RNA from Mandrillus leucophaeus (drill), 849 nucleotides. Its product is annotated as mastin-like. Gene Ontology annotation, biological process: proteolysis. NCBI's taxonomy places the organism in Eukaryota, Metazoa, Chordata, Mammalia, Primates, Cercopithecidae. Bases 1 to 849 code for a protein of 282 amino acids. The record is from RefSeq and is a predicted model, not a curated record. Gene Ontology annotation, molecular function: serine-type endopeptidase activity. The transcript has 5 exons.